Molecule: messenger RNA, 1458 nt
Organism: Erigeron canadensis
Lineage: Eukaryota; Viridiplantae; Streptophyta; Magnoliopsida; Asterales; Asteraceae
Product: E3 ubiquitin-protein ligase CIP8
Exons: 1
Coding region: 96-1307 (403 amino acids)
Biological process (GO): protein ubiquitination
Cellular component (GO): cytoplasm
Molecular function (GO): ubiquitin protein ligase activity
Source: RefSeq, a predicted model, not a curated record
AAACUGGAAAAAAAAAUCUACAGCAUUCCUCUAAUAAUCACUCUCUCUAAAAUCUCCGCACUCCUAUCAUCAGCUCACAACAACAAAAAAAAAAUAUGGCCGAAACUCCAUCAUCCGCCGCCACACCACCGCCGCCCCCACCACCAACACCACCGUCACUUUCCGAUCAAACUCCACAACAAUACUGGUGCUACCAGUGCGAUAAGCGCGUGCCUAUAGAAACACUUCCCGAUCAACCUGACGUCAUCUGUUUCGAAUGCAAAAACGGUUUCGUUGAGUUAAUCUCCGUCAAUCCCCACCACACGCUUCCGCUAAUCACGGAUGACGACGACGAUGAUAAUCAGCCUGCGUUUGGGCACGAGUUUCUUCAGGUACUUCGGUUGAUUGCACAGGCGGCGCGAGACGACGCGCGUGGUGAACAAACGCCUGAGGAUGAUGACCAGGAGGUUAGAAAUGUGGAGCGUGAUGACGACGCGCCUGAAAACGAGGCGCGUGGAGACGACGCGCCACCACCUCCACCUGAUCGCGACGGCGACGUUGACGGUAAUGAUUAUUUACGUAUUGAACUUGAUGGAUGGAAUGAUAAUGAUGAUAAUAAUGAUGACGACGAUGAUGACGAUGAGGAGGAUGAUAAUGAUGGUGAUGGAUCUGAGGAAGAUGAAGAUAUUGUGGCUAUAGAUACAGAAAAUGAAGAUGUGAUGAGGAGAAGGCAAAGGCGAGAAGUGAUCCGUUUACAGCUCCGAGAUUUCGCAACGAGAGCGUUAACUAGACGAAACCGGGUUUUGGAUUGGGCAGAGAUACUAAUGGGACUGGAGGAUCAUUCUAUCGAGUUUCGGUUUCAAGUACCCGGAGAUAGUGAUGGAUAUAUAGGUAAUCCAGGUGAUUAUGUUGAUGCAGCUGGAUAUGAAGCAUUGUUACAGAACUUAGCUGAAAGUGAUAACGGUUCGAGAAGAGGCGCCCCACCCGCUGCUAAAUCCGCCGUUGAAGGGUUGAAAAGUGUGGAUGUCAAAGAAUUGGGAAUGGGGAUGGUGAAUGAGAGUGAGGUUUGUGCUAUUUGUAAAGAUAAAGUGUUUAAUAAUGAGAAAGAGAUAGUCAAGGAAUUGCCAUGUGGACAUAUGUAUCAUCAAGAGUGUAUUGUGCCUUGGUUGGGUUCUAGGAACACUUGUCCUAUAUGUAGGUAUGAAUUGCCAACUGAUGAUCCUGAGUAUGAGGAAGAAAGGAAGAAGAGGGCGAAUACUAGGGAUGUAUUGGCUACGGAAACAGCAGCUACAACAUCGGAAUCGUCGAACUCUAGUGACGGGGUUUGAGAUAUAUGAUAUGUAAGUGUUUCUUUCUUUUUCUUGUAACGCAAAGAUUGAAUCUUGUUUUUUUUCCUAUUUUUUUUAUUUAUGAUGCUGCUUAUAAGGAUUGAUGGUAAUGUUUCCAUUAUUGUAAAUAAAAAGUUGUUCCAUUUGAUUA